CACGAAGCUGUGUCCACAAUGAAGUUCGCAUAUAGGUUUUCCAAUUUGUUGGGGACGGUGUAUCGACAUGGAAAUCUGAGUUUCUCAAAGGAUGGCAACUCUGUGAUCAGCCCAGUGGGUAACCGCAUCUCUGUCUUCGACCUGAAAAACAAUAAGUCCGAGACGCUGCCAGUGUCCACCACCAAGAACAUCACCAGCGUGGGUCUCUCUCCCGAUGGAAACUUGGCCAUACUGGUAGAUGAAGAUGGUGCAGCGGUGUUGGUCAGUGUGGUCACUCGGGCGGUGCUGCAUCACUACCAUUUCCACAAGCCCGUCCACAGUGUCCGCUUUUCUCCUGAUGGCAGGAAAUUUGUGGUGACGAAGGAGAACGUGGCUCUAAUGUACCACGCCCCUGGGAGGAAGAGGGAGUUCAACGCCUUCGCUUUGGACAAAAGCUACUACGGUCCAUACGAUGAGACGACCUGCAUCGACUGGACUGAUGACUCCAAGUGCUUCGUGGUUGGCAGUAAAGACAUGACCACCUGGGUAUUUGGGGCGGAACGCUGGGUCAAUCUUGUAUACUACUGCCUGGGGGGACACAAGGACGUCAUUGUCGGCUGCUUCUUUGAGCAGGACAGUCUGGAUCUGUACACAGUGAGUCGGGACGGCACCCUGUGCGUCUGGGAGUGUGACACCGAGCUGGACGGUCUGGUGCCGCGAGGGCCCAAGGAGCAGAGCAAGGCCCAGGAGAGGGGGCCACAGACAGAGGAUGGAGAGGAGGAGGAGGAGGAGAGAGGAGCAGGGGAAGAAGGAGAGCCUCAGGGCGAGGUCAUCCGGGGGAAGCCGGACGAGAACAAGCAGCAGGAGGGCACCAAGAUCGUCCGAUACAGGCGGCGGGGCAAGCACUUCUUCAACAAGGAGGGGGACUUCAAUAACCUUACGGCUGCAGCGUUCCACAAGAAGACGCACCUGCUGGUGACAGGCUUCGCCUCUGGAAUAUUCCACCUGCAUGACCUCCCUGAGUUCAACCUCAUCCACUCCCUCAGCAUUUCUGACCAGAGGAUCGCUUCCAUUUCCAUUAAUGGCACGGGGGAUUGGAUAGGCUUCGGGUGUUCAGGUCUGGGCCAGCUGCUGGUGUGGGAGUGGCAGAGUGAAUCCUACGUAUUCAAACAGCAGGGCCACUUCAACAAUAUGGCCACCCUGUCCUACUCCCCAGAUGGGCAGUACGUCGCCACAGGAGGGGAUGAUGGGAAGGUGAAGGUGUGGAACACAAACAGUGGCCUCUGCUUCGUCACAUUCUCAGAGCACACCAGCUGCAUCACGGGUGUCGCCUUCACCUCUAGCGGCUUCGUCAUUGUGAGCGCCUCCCUCGAUGGCACUGUGAGAGCCUUCGACCUGCACAGGUACCGUAACUUCCGCACCUUCACGUCCCCGCGUCCGGCUCAGUUCUCCUGCCUGGCAGUGGACUGCAGCGGGGAGCUCGUCAGCGCGGGGGCCCGGGACUCCUUCGAGAUCUUCCUUUGGUCCAUGCAGACUGGCCGUCUGCUGGAGGUCCUGGCGGGUCACGAAGGCCCGGUGAGCUGCCUGAGCUUCAGCCCGGUCCAGUCGGUUCUGGCCAGCGCUUCCUGGGACCGGACCGUCAAGCUGUGGGACAUGCUGGACAGCUGGCAGACCAAGGAGACGCUGCGCCUCGCCUCCGACGGCCUGGCGGUGACAUAUCGGCCUGAUGGCCAGGAGCUGGCGGUGGCCACGCUGGAUGGGGAGAUCUCCUUCUGGAACCCUCAGACAGCCGCUCAGACAGGCUCCAUCGUCGGACGGCACGAUCUACAGAUGGGCCGCAAGGAGACGGACAAGAUCACCGCCAAGCAGGCCGCCAAGGGAAAGUCCUUCACCUCACUGUGCUACUCUGCGGACGGACAGUGCAUCCUGGCUGGCGGUCAGUCCAAGUUCGUCUGCAUCUACAAUGUCAGCGAGCAGAUCCUCAUGAAGAAGUUUGAGAUCUCCUGCAACCUGUCGCUGGAUGCUAUGGAGGAGUACCUGGACCGGAGGAAGAUGACGGAGUUCGGCAGUCUGGCCCUGUUGGACGAGGGGGUGGGGGAUGGGGACACUGUGGCGCUCAGUUUGCCGGGGGUCAAGAAAGGGGACAUGAGCUCACGCCACUUCAAGCCUGAGAUUCGGGUCAGCUCCCUGUCCUUCUCCCCCACUGGGCGCAGUUGGGCCGCCACCUCCACGGAGGGCCUGCUGGUCUACUCUCUGGAUGGGGCGUUGGUGUUCGACCCCUUCGAUCUGGACCUGGACGUGACUCCCUCCAGCGUCCGGCGCCAGCUGAGACAGGCGGAGUGGGCGGCGGCCAUUGUGCUGGCCUUCCGCCUCAACGAGAACGCCCUCACCAAGGAGGUGCUGGAAACUGUGCCACAUGAUCAGAUCUCAGUGGUGUGUGGGUCCCUGCCCGACGUUUAUGUGGAGAAGCUGCUGCGCUUUGUGGCCUCAACACUGGAGAGUUCCGGGCACCUGCAGUUCUACCUCACCUGGGCCCAGUGUCUGCUCACUCUGCAUGGACAGAAGCUCAAGAGCAGGUCAGGAGCAAUACUGCCCAUCAUUCAGUCACUGCAGAAGAGCAUUCAAAGGCACUUUGAAGAUCUCUCUAAACUCUGUGACUGGAACAUCUACACAAUCCGCUACGCCGCGGCCCUGUCGAAGCAGAGAGGGUUGAAGAGGACAGCUGCUGACUCUCUCAGCGAAGAGGGAGAGGGGUCAGAGGGGUCGGACAUGGAGAGUGAGGCAUCUGUGGAGGAGACCGACAUGCUCACAUAGGAAAGCCGAUGACCAGUAGUGACCAGAAACAUGGACAGCUGACUGCAGACACACUCACAUUGCUUUGUGGGAUAAACAGUUACUAGCUGAGCCAAGGAAGAACUGGUCUAAGGGGCUGGUUAUCUCUGUGGACCAGUAUGGACCUCCUGAAGCCCCCAUCUAUAACUUAUCAUAUGUUCAGCAGUGAAGAAAUGUUUUUCUCUUCCAACACAGGU
Molecule: messenger RNA, 3008 nt
Organism: Megalops cyprinoides (Indo-Pacific tarpon)
Lineage: Eukaryota; Metazoa; Chordata; Actinopteri; Elopiformes; Megalopidae
Gene: pwp2h
Product: PWP2 small subunit processome component
Exons: 21
Coding region: 19-2793 (924 amino acids)
Biological process (GO): maturation of SSU-rRNA from tricistronic rRNA transcript (SSU-rRNA, 5.8S rRNA, LSU-rRNA); ribosomal small subunit assembly
Cellular component (GO): small-subunit processome; Pwp2p-containing subcomplex of 90S preribosome
Molecular function (GO): protein binding
Source: RefSeq, a predicted model, not a curated record